Impatiens glandulifera is the source of this 1382-nucleotide messenger RNA. RefSeq lists its product as uncharacterized. The transcript is spliced from 10 exons. Lineage: Eukaryota; Viridiplantae; Streptophyta; Magnoliopsida; Ericales; Balsaminaceae. Bases 63 to 1166 code for a protein of 367 amino acids. The record is from RefSeq and is a predicted model, not a curated record.
CGUGUUUAAAACCAGAGCAAAGAAGAACAAAGAAGCAUGAUCAAAUCAAUUUGUGAUCAAUCAUGACAACUAUGCCGCCGACUACUGUAAUUCAAGCAGUAUCAUCAAUUCAUUACAGUAAUCUAACCUCAGUAUCAUCAAUUCAUGCUCUUAAUCGUUGCAAAAUCUUCAAUUCCAGUUACCCACUUGCCAUUCCUCCUCGGAAACUCUCAAUGAGAGCAGAGGCAGCGCAAUCAAUAUCCGGACAAGUCCAGGACUCCGUUUCCGUAAAUCAACGGCGGAAGAGAAUCAGCCGUCCUCAAAAUAUCGACGGCGAGUUCUUCGUUGAUCAUACUUGUAUUGACUGCGAUACUUGUCGUUGGAUGGCUCCUGAAGUCUUCACUCGAGUGGAUUCUAUGUCAGCUGUUUUUAAACAACCAGAAGGAAAAGAGGAACGAUUGAAGGCACUUCAGGCCUUACUUGCAUGUCCUACGAGCUCAAUCCAUACAAAAGAACCUGUUCGUGAUAUUCUUGAAGUUCACAAGACAUUCCCCAUCCCCAUAGAUGACCAAAGGAUACCUGGGGUGUAUCACUGUGGAUACCAUUCUGAGAAUUCAUACGGAGCAACUUCCUACUUAAUCAUUCAUCCUAAUGGAAAUAUACUUGUAGACAGCCCUAGAUACAAUGAGAGGCUUGCAUCUAACAUUCAGAAAAUGGGUGGAGUGCAGUACAUGUUUCUCACUCACAAGGAUGAUGUGGCUGAUCAUGAUAAGUGGUCGGAGCGGUUAGGUUGUCAACGAAUCCUACACUCAGGAGAUGUAAACACUUAUACAUCUGAUGUAGAAAUCAAGCUUGAAGGAGGUGGACCAUGGAGCCUUAACGAUGAUAUUGAACUAAUACAUGUUCCUGGUCAUACAGAAGGUUCAGUUUGCUUGUUUCAUAAAAAACUCAAGGUCCUCUUCACUGGCGACCAUCUUGUGAUCGACGAAUCUAACCAAUUGAACACUCUGGACAUGUACAAUCAUUUCUCAGUUUCUGGACAGUUGGAAAACGUUAGGAUGUUGCUUAAAUAUGACUUUGAAUGGAUACUACCAGGCCAUGGAAGGAGAAUCAUAUUUAGAGAUAUGAUGGAGAAGAAUUCUACUUUAGAAGCAUUUUUGAAGGCUAAGAAGUUUCCCUUAGUCUAGUACUUUAUAAGCUCUCUCCCGUUUACUCACUGUUGUUGUUGUUCCUCGUAAAUUUGUGGUUUACUAUAUGUUGUUCCUCGUAAAUUUGUGUUAAUAUAUAUUCAAUAACUACCAAACCUAUUUGGAGACACUAUUUUAAUAAAUUUGUAAGGUGAGACUUGAUCCGACUAAAAUGUCACCCAUAAUAAAUGUAUUGAGCUAGUUGUGGUUUUAAGU